This is a messenger RNA of Myotis brandtii (Brandt's bat), 998 nucleotides long. It is a transcript of the gene MAD2L2, whose product is annotated as MAD2 mitotic arrest deficient-like 2 (yeast). The transcript is spliced from 8 exons. NCBI's taxonomy places the organism in Eukaryota, Metazoa, Chordata, Mammalia, Chiroptera, Vespertilionidae. Gene Ontology annotation, cellular component: zeta DNA polymerase complex. The record is from RefSeq and is a predicted model, not a curated record. The coding region runs from base 66 to 701 and encodes 211 amino acids.
CCCCAGGUGCCUGCGCCUCUGGAACUAGCCCUCACUCCGGUCCCACCCCCUAGGUGGCGGGAAGGAUGACUACGCUCACGCGACAGGACCUCAACUUUGGCCAAGUGGUGGCCGACGUGCUGUGCGAGUUCCUGGAGGUGGCCGUGCACCUGAUCCUCUACGUGCGCGAGGUCUACCCGGUGGGCAUCUUCCAGAAGCGGAAGAAGUACAACGUGCCUGUCCAGAUGUCCUGCCACCCGGAGUUGAACCAGUAUAUCCAGGACACGCUGCACUGUGUCAAGCCGCUCCUGGAGAAGAAUGAUGUGGAGAAAGUGGUGGUGGUAAUUUUGGACAAAGAGCAUCGCCCCGUGGAGAAAUUCGUCUUUGAAAUCACCCAGCCUCCACUGCUGUCCAUCAGCUCAGACUCCCUGCUGUCUCACGUGGAGCAGCUGCUCCGAGCUUUCAUCCUGAAGAUCAGCGUGUGUGAUGCUGUCCUGGACCACAACCCCCCAGGCUGCACCUUCACGGUUUUGGUGCACACGAGGGAAGCUGCCACUCGCAACAUGGAGAAGAUCCAGGUCAUCAAGGACUUCCCCUGGAUCCUGGCAGAUGAGCAGGAUGUCCACAUGCAUGACCCCCGGCUGAUACCCCUAAAAACCAUGACAUCAGACAUUUUAAAGAUGCAGCUCUAUGUGGAAGAACGAGCUCAUAAAAACAGCUGAGGGUGUGUCUGCCCCCAUGGAUGCCACAACUAUCGGACUUUGGGGGCCCCCAGCCUCGGGCAGCGCUGCAGGGCCACCCCGCUUCCAAGUGCUCUUAUUGCCUCUGUGUGGACUGCCCAUCCUCCAGCCCGGAGCUGCUCAGGUCUGGUUGCCUUCACGGAGGAAUGGCCCCCCAGGAGGGCAGGAAGGUGCUGGGAUCUCAAUUUCUCAGCCUCCUGGGGUUCAGCCGGUCAACACUGUCUGUCUCAAAUACUGUGCUGUGAGUUGUUUCAAUAAAGGGCCCCAAGGGCUGACCUG